UUUUCUCCUUUUUUUUCUUUCAUUUUUUUAGACUUUUUCUGCCAUAUUCGUAUACCGCAUACUACUCGCAUGGCUCAUUUUUUUGUUCUUACCACAGCGUACCGCGAAGCUCGGAGCCUCUGGUACCCAGGGUAACCGACGUAAUGUCCCAUCGAUCACCUCUCAAUUUCGCCUCUACUCUAGCCUUUCUUGGUUUGUGCAAAGACAACAUUGUCAUCAUACGACACCAAUCAACGUCAGUCAACAACUGACUCAAUGGACCAUGAUUGGGAGCUAUUCAAUAUUUUGGCGGGAGUCAAUCAACGCUUUGGAGUUAAAGUUUAACGAUGCGGAACGCAUGAUUUGCAGUUGGACACAGGACUUUCGCACAGAAGAACUCACUACAAAAUGAUCUCACAGAGCAGUAUUUUGCUCGUGUGCUUGCUGUCAGUUUUUCUGGUAUUGACAUCUGGGGAUCUCCUUCAACCUACAACAAAUACAUCAACCUCAACCUCCACUCUGGGCCCAAAUAGCAGCACUACUACAAAUAGUACCAUAGAACCAUCUACAGUGCCCUUUCAGACUGCCACACCCUUACCAAAGUUUGGACAAUUUACUCUCUCCAAUAAUGGGACCACCUGUCUGCUACUCGACCUGGACUGUGAUAUCAAAGUUACUUAUAAAGCCAGCAUUGAAUCUGUGAGGUAUCAUUUGCCUAGUAAUGCCAAAGUUAGUGGCAAUUGCAGCAGCCAAUCUGCUAUGUCCAUAGUCACAUUAUCAUGGUCACUCUCAAGAUCUACACUCAAUCUUACCCUGACAUUCAAGCAAGAUGGUAACAUAUGGAAAAUGAGUGAAGUUGAGUUUGUUGCUAAUGGGAACCCCCUGCUUGCCAAUUUUACAGGUGUUGUGGAGGCAAGGGCAAAUGACAGUUCAAUAUUGGUCAAAAAAGGCUAUAGCUACUUGUGCGAGAAAGAAGACUCAAUCAACCUUGGAAGUGAUGUGUUGCUGAUCUUCAAGAGUAUCAAGGUCCAGCCAUUCUCUGAUGAGUUUGGGGAAUUUGUCAACUGUGAAGAGAAGAAUAACCAGAAGGAUGGAACAGACAACGUAGUACCUCUAGUAGUUGGCUGUGUUCUGGCUGGAUUAGUGUUGAUUCUCAUCAUUACUUAUUGUGUUGGAAAACACAGGAAACAACAUGGAUAUGAGAACAUGUGAUCUAUACAAUGACGGACAAAUGUGGACUUACUUUUGAAAAUACAUUCUGCCAUAGCUAACAUUCGGCAACUUGUACUAACAGAUCAUGUGACUUUUUUGGUGGCAAAUUUGCGUUUGUGCUGCCUUUUAUUGGCAAAAUAACUAGAACAAAAAGCAACUUAUCCAGUGAUAAUGAAUCAGCCAUAAAGUUUAUUUGUCAGAAAAGGCCUGUUUUCAUUGAGAGAUUUUACUUUUUUCUUGGCUAUCUCUACCAUGACGGUUGCAGCCAUCUAUUUGCUUAUUUUUACUUCAAUUGUUGAAUUUGCAACUCAAAAAGUCACACGUAACUUCUUAGUUCAAGUCGCCCAUUGUUUUUUUGGUUUUUUUUCUGGGUGACAAGGGAAUGAGAUUUAGCAGAUUUUUCUCCAUAAGGUCCCUAAGAAGAAAUAAAAAGAAUUUCAUAAAAGAGGAGUAGUAACCCUU
Molecule: messenger RNA, 1653 nt
Organism: Nematostella vectensis (starlet sea anemone)
Lineage: Eukaryota; Metazoa; Cnidaria; Anthozoa; Actiniaria; Edwardsiidae
Product: lysosome-associated membrane glycoprotein 1
Exons: 5
Coding region: 388-1191 (267 amino acids)
Cellular component (GO): membrane
Source: RefSeq, a predicted model, not a curated record